Molecule: messenger RNA, 799 nt
Organism: Paramecium primaurelia
Lineage: Eukaryota; Ciliophora; Oligohymenophorea; Peniculida; Parameciidae
Source: the annotation of a GenBank genome assembly
AUGCCAAUCAAUUAAACAGUAAUGAUUUAAAAGAAAAUUUCGUGGAUUUAAAAAGAAAUUUGAUGAUAAGUAUAGGAAGCACUUUAUCAAUAUCAGUAUGGUUUGGAUGAGCUUUAAUUGAAAGAAUGUAAAGAGAAGUUAGAAAAAAAAGAAUUCCUAUUCCUAUUGGUAAUGGACAAUUAUGAUGAAAUGAAGAAAAACUUAUAUCUUAAUAAUAAACUUAAAUAGAAUUGGUAAAACCUAAUUAUAAUUUUUACAAAAAGUAGGGAAAUUGAUAAGUAGAAAUUAUUCUGUGUGGUUUAAACCGGAAGAUAAGAAUAUAUUAAAAGAAAUCAAACUUCUAAAAUUGAAUUCUCAAUCAAUAGGAAUAUCUAGAAAAUUUUUUAAUUUAGAGUGUUAAAAUGUUGAUUUUUGAAUUAGUAAACACAAACUUAAAAGAGAAAAGUGAUUGAUAUCGAAAAGUUGAAAUUUUUUGAGAUCAAUUAUAGUUAUUUAUAAAAAAAGAAAUAUCAUUGAUAGGGGAAAAUCUGUUGAAUUAAAAAUAAAUAAACUAUAUUCAUCGUUUUUUUUAGAAUAAUAAGUUUAUAUCUUUAAAAGUCAUGAUGCUUUAAGAAGUCUGAGCUUAAAUUUACAAAAACUGUGGAGCGUUAAAAAGUAUGACAAAAUGAUAAGAUAAAUCAAUUUAAAUAAAUUGAUGGUAACUCCUUUUAUGAUGGAUAUAGUAGUUUAAGUUGUUGCCCUUAAUAUAAAUUUAUCAGUAACAAUAGAAAAAACUUUUGGUAUCAAAUAAUUAAUAUGA